Molecule: messenger RNA, 390 nt
Organism: Striga asiatica
Lineage: Eukaryota; Viridiplantae; Streptophyta; Magnoliopsida; Lamiales; Orobanchaceae
Source: the annotation of a GenBank genome assembly
AUGAAGAAAGUUAAUCCCAUUCCAUAUUCGGGCGAAAAACGUGUCCCUUUUAACAAUCCAAGACAAGGAAUGCAUUAUGCAUACCAUCACCAGAGCUUAAACCGAUUAGCAAAUCAUGCUCAUCUUCGGCCUCAGAGUCGAACGCGUGGCAAACAGGAUUCGAGUUGCCAAACUGUAAUGACUUUAUUGGAUCCUAUACAGCAACGAAUUAGACAAAUAAGAAAAAAAACGAUUCCCGAUUUGUUUCCGCCAUUGCCGCCUGAAUGGCUUAGUGCCCUGCCGCCAGUGCUGCCGCCCAAUAAACGGGCAGCCACUGACCUUACUCCAGUGCUUGCACCCGAACUUGAUGAUGGUUGGAAUGGAGUCUCCUUUGGCUUUUCCUUAAGAUGA